Rotaria sordida is the source of this 1635-nucleotide messenger RNA. Lineage: Eukaryota; Metazoa; Rotifera; Eurotatoria; Philodinida; Philodinidae. The record is from the annotation of a GenBank genome assembly.
AUGCAACAGACAAAACGACAUGACAACGAAAUGGUUCAAAUUUCAGAUAGUCAUAAAAAACGAAAAUUAGAAAAUCAAAUACCAACAAUGAAUUCAAAUAAAUAUUGUCUUGAAGAUUUAACUAAUGAAAUUCUCUAUGAAAUAUUUGAAUAUGUUAAUGUAUAUGAUAUUUACAAAGGAUUUUACAAUCUUAAUAAACGAUUUCAAGAUUUAGCUAUUCAUGCAAAUGUUUUGACUAAAAUCAAUUUUUCAACAAUGUCAAAAUCAAAUUUCAAAGAUUAUUAUCGAAAUAUUCUUAUGCCGAAUCGAAAUCGAAUUAAUUUUCUUCGUUUAUCAAAUCCAUUUAUUGCUGAAAUCAUUUUCUCACGUCCACGAUUAGUUUUCAAUUUCAUUCAUCUUGAAACAUUAGUUCUUGAAAAUAUACAAAUCAAGUAUCUUUAUAAAAUUUUAGAUAAUUUAGUACAUCUACAACCAUUAUUUACUGCACUUAUUGAAGAUGAUUAUAGUCCAAUGCAAUCGUUGAUAAUCAAUGGUCGUUUUCCAUUUGAUUCGUUUGGUCAUUUACUAUAUUGUCUUCCUAAACUUCAACAUUUAUCAAUUGAUUGUCUUGUUCAACAACGUUUUGAUACAGAAGAAGAAGAAUUAUCUCUUAUUCAAUUAAAAUAUUUGAAAUAUGUUUCUCUUCAUAUUGAUCAUAUUGAGUUCACAAAGUUUAAAAAAAUUAUUAGAAAAGUUUUUCAUUAUGUUCAAACUUUACGUCUUACAACAUAUCAUGAUGCAGCAUAUUUAAAUGCUAAACAUUGGCAAAAAUUAAUAGUAACAUAUAUGCCAUAUUUACGUAUCUUUGAUAUAAAUCAUGAAGGUUCUGUAAAAACCAAUACUUUAACAUAUCAUGAUAUUAUUAAUGAAUUUAAUUCUUCGUUUUGGAUUAAAAAUAGAUGGCGAAAAGAUUAUAUAUAUUAUUGGGAAUCAAAUGAAUCAAUUUGUUCACAAAUACAAAAAGAAAAUUAUGAUUCAGUUAAACAUCUUUAUAUUUGUAGUGAAGAAAUAAAGGAUAAUUAUCUCAAUUAUUUUCCAAAUGUUAAUCAAUUAACUAUUAAACAUCGUUUUGAAACAUCGGAUGAUUCAAUUCCGACAACUCUUCAUUGUAUGAUUCCUUUAAAACAACUUACAAAGUUAGUUAUUGAAUGUUAUAAGUUUUCAUUCAUUGAAAUUUUUCAAUUGUUAUAUUUGACACCGAAUUUAUAUGCAUUAAAAUUGGAUCAUUUAUUUUUCAGUGACAUUAAUUUAAAUGUAAUUAAAGAAAAUGAAGUUUUUCAAUAUGUAUCAAAUACAAAUAAAAUAAAAAUUGUCGAUUUUGGUGUUUGGUGUUCAUUGAAUGAAAUUCAAUUGAUUGUGAAUUUAUUUUCACAAUUAGAAUAUCUUAAAAUUGGAAUGAAUAAAAAAGAAAUACAAUCAAUAGUUCGAUUUUUAUUAUUAAAAACUAAUGAUAAAACACAACAUUUAUUCUUUUUAUGUAUUUUACGAAUACCAAAAAUAUGUUUAAAAAAAUUAAAUGUUUUAACCAGAUCAGAAAAUUUACUUCAUGAUUAUUGCAGUAAAUUUAUUAAUUGUGAUUUGUGUUUAUGGUGGUAA